Xenopus laevis (African clawed frog) is the source of this 7006-nucleotide messenger RNA. It is a transcript of the gene nrip1.S, whose product is annotated as nuclear receptor interacting protein 1 S homeolog. Gene Ontology annotation, biological process: regulation of transcription by RNA polymerase II; negative regulation of transcription by RNA polymerase II; cellular response to estradiol stimulus. The record is from RefSeq and is a predicted model, not a curated record. Bases 698 to 4105 code for a protein of 1135 amino acids. Gene Ontology annotation, cellular component: nucleus. NCBI's taxonomy places the organism in Eukaryota, Metazoa, Chordata, Amphibia, Anura, Pipidae. Gene Ontology annotation, molecular function: signaling receptor binding; transcription corepressor activity; nuclear glucocorticoid receptor binding. The transcript is spliced from 3 exons.
GGGAGUGGGAGCAGCGGCAGGAGCCCGGCAUGGUGUGACAGAACACGGUGCUGAGGGGAGAGUCAGUCAGUCAAUCAAUCAUUCAGUGUCAGUCAGGGCGUGAGAGAGAGGCCGGUGGGAGGAGCCAAGCGAGUGCCGGUGGAGUAGGAGGCGGGUCUCAGUGCUGCGGGGAGGCUGUGACACUCAGACAUUGCAGCAGAUCCCAGAACGAGAGAGAGAGGAAGGAAGGAAGGAGGAGAAUAAGGCGCUGCUUUCCCUGCUCGCUACGAACUCUUCGUUUGUGCCGCCGCUGCUGUAGUGAGAGUCAGUGCUGGUGCUGCGGGGAAUGAGCCGGGCCCGUGUGGAAUGGAUGUGCCAGGGGAAGGCUGGAUACGUGAUACGUGCGCUGGCCGGCAGUAAAGGAUAAUCUGCCCCUAAGAGUUGCACCUCCUGUUUUUCGCUCUUGGUUUCCACUCCUGGAUGUGAAAUAAAAGAAUGGAAUUGCUUCUUGCUUCAAAGAAUUGAUCCUGAAUCAGAACUAUGAACUUCCUCAUGCUGCAUCAGUAAUUUAACUGGACUUACAAGUUUUUGGAUAUGUUCCUUGGACCAGCGCCUGUUUGGAACACCCCGCUGACUUAGGUCGUACGUUUCUGCAUACGGAAUCAUUAAACCCUUAAACUAGGUAGCGACAUAGCAUCUUCGCAUACGUUUGUUGAACAUGACUUAUGGAGAAGAGCUUAGCUCUGAGAUGCAACAAGAUUCCGUUGUUUUAACCUAUCUGGAAGGAUUACUAAUGCAUCAAGCAGCUGGCGGCUCGGGAACUGCAGUCGACAAGCUCUCAGUUAGCCGUGCAAAAUCCAAUGACAAUUUUAAGAAUUCCGGAAAUAUAUUUUCCAAUUAUGAGAGUAAUGUCCCACUUCGCAACAACAGUAGCCCUUGUCAGGGAUCUGGAAUGCUGCAUCUCAAAAAGGCAAGGCUGUUGCAGUCUUCAGAGGACUGGAAUGCUUCAAAGAGAAGAAGACUGUCGGAUUCUAUUCCCGGCAUAAAUGGCAAAAAUGAAACAUUCUUGGCUGGCAUGGUGGCAAAUGCACCCAAAGGCAAACAGGAUAGUACAUUACUGGCAUCUCUGCUUCAGUCUUUCAGCUCUAGACUUCAGAAUGUGGCUCUGUCACAGCAACUUAAACAGAGUCUCAAAGAACAAGGUUUUUCUCUUAGCCCGGAGACUGUGCAGGAGGAGAAAAAUAACCAGUGUGUGGGCAUGGCAUCCAGUCACCUUAAGACUUUGUUAAACAAAAACAGAUCAAAAGAGAAAAUAACAGAUAGUAAUAAGACUACUAAAGCCUCCAUUCAAGGAAAAUAUACAGAGUCUUCACAUUCUGGGCAAAGCAGCACAAAGGGAGUAGCUGCUGAGCCAAUUUCAUGUGCUGCCAGACUUCAGGCUGUUGCAUGUAUGGUAGAGAAGAGGUCUAGCCCCACUGUCUCACCUAAACCAAGUGUUGCAUGUAGCCAAUUGGCAUUGCUGCUUUCUAGUGAAGCUCACUUGCAACAAUACUCCAGAGAGCAUGCUGUAAAAGCGCAAAGUGCUAAUCAGUUAGCAAGCGAAAGGCUAGCAGCAAUGGCAAGGUUAAAAGAGACCUCAGAGAAAGACCUAGGCCAUUUUCCUUUGUCAACAAGUUUGCCCACAGCCCUCAACAGCCCGGCAAGAACAACUAUUUCCAACGGUAUAGGUAAUAUUGGUAACAUUUCUCCCUUUUCAAGUCCGUUAAGUGUCCCUCAUUCUCCACAUAAAUCAGUAGGAUAUAAGAAUCAUUCGGAAAAAAAUCAUCUGAAGCCCUCUCCGAAUAACAGUUUGCUGCUACAUCUACUCAAAAGCCAGAACGCUACAAAUGUGAACAAAUGCAACCUUCAAAGUGACAAGAUUCCUGCAUUUGAAGAAAGUGCAACGCCAACAACCACCGAUGACUUUUCUGACAACAACCCUAGCUUUACAGAAGAUGAAACCAGCGAUGAUGAAAGUAGUCACUCUAACUGUGCGCCCAUUGACUUAUCGUUUAAAAAUCGAGUCGAUAAGCCAGAGCUGUUAAAUACGGCCUCCAUAGACAACUUAACCGAGUCUUUGCUUAAAAACUGGGAUCCAAAAGUUGAAGGACUUGACAUCAACAAACAUAAUAACAGAGAGUCUUCACUGGUGUCCACGUUAAAACCACAUCAGAAGGUAACCCUGUUACAGUUACUUCUUGGGCAUAAGGCUGAUGAAAAUCCUGAAAAGAUGGAAGAUCUUCAGGCUCCACAGACGAAAUUCAGCUUGCCAAUACAAAGACAUGUAUCUGAAAACACUCAUGUACAUAAUUCUGCUUUAUUAAAUGCAUUACCUGUAAACCACUGUUCAAAAUCAGAUUCCCCCGUUAACCUGACCCAGGCUUUUUCACCCAAAAAUACGUACACAUCUUACAUAAGUAGCAUUCAAUCAGAAAGACAUACAAAUGCUGCCUCGAAACACUUGAUAGAGCUUACGAGGAAAAAAUCAUUUCAUAAUCCCAUCCCAUUAAUCAAUGAGAGUGCACCAAAUAAUGCUGCUUUCAGUGCGAGUAAACUUCUACAAAAUCUAGCUCAAUGCGGGAAGCAAACACCGGCACCUGAUGAGCAAAUAGCACAAAAACCAGUAAGUGCACCCAAUGGUAAAACUCUAGGACUGAUAGACAGACUAAAUAGCCCCCUGAUGACCAAUCAGUCUCAUACCUUUGAGGUGGAGAAAUCAUUUAGUAGCCCACCUACUCCAACAGACUCCACAUUUCCUGGUUCAGAGAUUGAAAACCUUUUAGAAAGACGUACUGUUCUACAGCUUCUUCUCGGAACACCAAAUAAGGGGAAACUUGAAAAGAAUCCAAACAUCACAAUCAAAGAUGAAAAUCAACAAGACAGGGUAGAAAAAAAAACAAGUGAACAAAUUGUAGCUUUUAAAAUUAAAACUGAGCCUGAGGACUCGUACAGCACACAGCAUUUAAGAGACACUGAAAUUCCGAGUCCAUUGGCAAUGUCUAUUCACAGUUUUUCCAGAUCACCCUCAGAGGGCAUGAAAUCUCCAAACCUCACUCCACAUGAAUUUUCUGUUUCCAGAAAUGGCCUACUAAGCCACUUGCUUACACAAAACCACAAUGGGUACGAAAUAAGUGACCCGGCUAAAACCAACAGGAACUCUGGACCGAGACAAACAGAAACAAAAACCCCCUGCACUGUUCCAAAAAAGAGAAAAAUGCACCAAAACGAGCACGUAGAAAGUCAAGUAAAAUUUGCAAAACUCAGUCCUUCUGAAAGUGGCCAAUAUUGUUCUUCACCGUCAUUAAGUGGGCCAAUGUUUCAUCAGAAUGGAAUGCAAAGUAACAAAAGUGAUUACCCUAGGUGCAAUGUAAGUCAGAACUCCUUUAAUGAAGGGAAACAUUUGGGUUGGUCAAGAGAAAGUAAAGGUUUUAAUGUGCUGAAACAACUCUUGCUUUCGGAGAAUUGUGUCCGAGAUUUGUCUCAGCAUAGGAACAAUGUAUCGGUGGAUGAUAUGGUAAAAUGGAACAGAAGUCACGUAGCUGGCAGUUCUGAUUUUGUAACACCCUCAUUAAAUGUGCACAUGGGGAAAAUGUCCAACCACACAAACAGUUUAGGUCAAAUGCCAUUUCAGUGUCCAUCUUCUUUUAAGAGUUCCCCCCACUCACCUUCAGAUAGUUUGAUACAUAAAACAUCUCGGACUGAAUCUGGACAAAUCAAUAUGGCACCUAUUUCCAACGACAAAGGCCCAAUUAAAUGGGUUAUCACAGGUAUGGAAAAGGAUGAUGUUGCAAAGGAUUCCCCAAGGUUGACCAAAACCAACCCGAUAUUAUACUACAUGUUGCAGAAAGGAGCACAUUCUGCUGGUAGCCAAGAGCUAAGAGAUCGAGACAGUUGGACUGAAUCCUUACUAGGAAAUGCAUCAGAAGUGGCAUUCAGACGAGAAAUGGUCAAUUGUAGAGGAACCACCCCAAAUGGCAGUGUUGUAACAAAAACAACCACUCCUGUUGUAAAUAAGACAUGGCAUAAUUCCAAUGGUAACAAGUAUGGACUUUUUGAUAUAUUGACAAUUAAGAAAGAGCCUGAAUAAUACAGCAGCUAUGAGUAGCCAUUGCACCAGGUUGUUAAUAAACCUAAUAUAAAAGAAUGCAUCAUUUCUAGAGUAUCAGGCAUGAAGACUAGAGAUGCAAAGCAUGAUCUUUUUGACAUGUUUUUCAUCUCAUAUAUUUUGGUUGCUUAUGUUGCUUGUGGCUAUAGCUUAUUUGAAAAAUGUACAGAUUUUGCUAUUAUGGUUUCUAAUCUUUUGGUUUUGUGAUAUUAUCUUUUUUUCUUAAGGGUAUUUAUUCCCUCUAAUUAGUAAAACAAAUGAUGUUAUAAAUUAUAAAAGUGCUGUUGAUGGCUGGUGCCUUAUGUAUUGGUCUCUUGAUAGUUACAAGAUAACUUAUCUAUAGUGGAGACAAUAAUUACAGCUAAGAUUUCAAAUCCACUGCAUCCCAGUUGUGCAGAUCUGCAAAUCCAAGUAUCCAUUACUUGCCAUUGGCUCAUCUGCAGGGCUGGGAUAUGUAGUUUCCAAAAUCUGUGGUAGAACACUGUGGAUUUGAUAUCCCUGCUUUAGAAGACAAUUUAUAGCCCGAAAGGUUACACUAGGUAAGCCAGGAAAUUUGUUUAACAUAAUAAGCUGUAUCAGCACAGUAGAGAACUCUGUAAAAUGUGUAUUUUUCCACAGAAUAACAUUUCUAUAUCAUACAUUUCACAUUUUAUUCAGCAUUUUUUUGCUUUGGUGAUUAUUUUGUGGGAAGUGUUAGCCUCUGUAGCUCCCAUGAUGUUUACAAUAAACUGAACAGCGAUGGACUUAUGCAACUUGGUCGUAUCUACUUCCUUAUACAAUUUUUUUUUUAAUGGUUUUCAAAUAAUGCAGUCAUGUGGGUGUAAUUUGUGUCUAUCAAGUAUCCAGAUACUUGGUGUUUUGCACCAAGGAAUAAUCCCCAAUUAAUUCACCUAUCCAGACUUUUGUCUAUAGGUACGAUAUCAAAAUAGUGUGUGAUAGACCUCAGUCUAUAUGGAAUUGGCUGAUCCAACUUGUUAAGGUGUCCAUACAUGAGCAGAUUUAAAGGAGAAUUCAACCCUAAACGUAAAAAAACAACUACCCCCCUACCCUACAUAUACCCCCUUCCUCCUCCCCCAGCCUAAGUGUUACCCCGGGCCAAUGCCCGUAACGUUUUACAUCGGAGUUUACAAGCGCCAUCUUUAGCUGCUUCGUUAAUCUUCGGAAUGAGAACGCAAUUUCCGUGAGUUUUGGCGCAUUCGCAGUUGUCGUCAAACAGAAAAUUGCUCCAACUACGCAUGCGCCAACAUGCUGGUCUCAUUCCGAAGAUUUCCAAAGAGAAGAAUGGCGCCCGUGAACUCCAAUGCCUGAAUCUGCACCCAGGGGAAAGUAAAACGUUAGGGGCAUUUAACAAGCCUGCCCAACUAUUAUCUGGGCAUAUAUCAUCUGGGCACGUAUAAAAAUCCUUUUGGCUCAUUGAUGCGAUCCUCAGCCCACAUACUCAUCGUUUGGGCCAACUGAUUGGAACUGUUGGGCAAACAGAGGAAAGAUACCUGUACACUCAUUUGGAGACCUUACCAAACAAGUGGAUCUUUCAAUAUAUGGCCAGUUUUAGAGUCAAGUUUUGACAUGUAUCUACUUAUUUCAACCUGUUGUUGACCUGUAGUCAUGAAAGUCUUGGAGAACCCUCUCGGAAGUUUGCCAUAGAUGGGGCAUAUUUCCUAAAUAUAUUUUUUAUAUAAUUUUCUUCUUAUAUCGAUGACUAAACAUUAAGGGGUAAAUUUAUCAAAAUUCAAAUGUGAUUUAUUUUUGCCAUGAUUCGAAAAGUUUUUGCACCCAAACUCAAACAUUUGAGAUAUAUUUUCAAAAAGUUGAAUGUCUGUGAGUUACUAAGAAAAAAUAUGAAUGCUAAAAUUCGGUUUUUAUCUUCAAAGUUGAUCAAUUUGAGUUUUCAGGACAUAAAUUUGAUCAUUAGUUUUUCCCCAUCGUUUUUCAUUCGAGUUUUUGACAUUUGGAUUUUUCACAAAUACGCCCUCACACAACUCACAAAUUCGAUACUUGAUAAAUAUGCCACCAAGGAUCAAAAACCCGUGAUCAUUUUUUUUUAGGGGCAGAGUUUUUUUUUUUUUAAAUUUUAUAAACAAAUCAUUCUUGUCAGCACUUAACCUCUUGUUAUUUUCAAGGAAGCAUCCAGUGACUGCCAGUUAGCUUCAACCUUCACUGGACAUCUUUUCUUAGAUCUAGUUCUUUAAAAAAAAUUAUAUUUUACCUUUGUAUCCAUCAUUUUUCUUGGCAGUGUUUCCCUUAUGCAGAAAUCGAUACCAAAAUUAGAUAAAGCCUGACUAGUUACCGCAAAGGACAGCUUGGUGUAACCUAGUGGUAAGCUAAGCACUGAAUGUUUUUCUUUUUGUUUCCCUUGAUAGCACUUACUAUAGCACACAGGUCUGUGGUUUUUUUUCCAUACAAAAUGACAUAAGGCUGCAAAUAAACUUAGUGCUGCUAGGUUUGAAGAAAUCUAAUAAAAUUGACCUUUUCUUUAAAAGUAUGUAAUUUUAAUUCAUGGGUUGUGCUUUUUUUAUGAAGUAGAAUAUUCUGAAAAAUCAAUGUUAUAAUUAUAUGUACCUAAUAGAUAAUUGUAUACUAAUGCAACACAUUUUGUAAGCUGUUGACAAUUGGUGUGCACAACGGUAAAGAUGACGAAACCAAUCAGAAUUUAUGGUUAGCUCUAUGCUCUAGCACAGGGAUUUCCAACCUUUUUUUAUCCAAGAGCAACAUUCAAAUGCAAAAAGAGUUGGGGAGCAACAUAACCAUGAAAAAAGUUCUUGGGGAUGCCAAAUAAGGGCUUUACUGGGCAAUGUGUUAGCCCUAAAGGGUUUGGCAGCCUACUGGAGGCUCUGUUUGUCCAUAAACCUGGUUUUAUGCAACCAAAAACUUGCCUCCAAGCCA